Ochotona curzoniae (black-lipped pika) is the source of this 645-nucleotide messenger RNA. RefSeq names its product transcription factor 23 (gene TCF23). The transcript is spliced from 3 exons. Bases 1 to 645 code for a protein of 214 amino acids. NCBI's taxonomy places the organism in Eukaryota, Metazoa, Chordata, Mammalia, Lagomorpha, Ochotonidae. Gene Ontology annotation, biological process: developmental process; regulation of transcription by RNA polymerase II. Gene Ontology annotation, molecular function: DNA-binding transcription factor activity, RNA polymerase II-specific; protein dimerization activity; RNA polymerase II transcription regulatory region sequence-specific DNA binding. The record is from RefSeq and is a predicted model, not a curated record.
AUGUCCCAGAGGGAGGCCCAAGGGGCACCAGCCACACCAGGAGUGGGCCAUGGCCGCACCAAGGCCAGAGCGCGGGUACUGCCAGGCACUGGCAAGAAGAGGAGCAGCGUCGGCAAGACAAGGCAAGACCCGUGGGAAGGCGCAAGGUGGAGCGACCAAAGCUGGGGCCGGGCUGUCCCGAGCCCCCGUGGGGCCAGGGCAGGGAGCCGGGCUCCAGGCAGGAGUGAAACCAGUCCCGAGAACGCGGCGCGGGAGCGGAGCCGGGUCAGGACCCUGCGCCAGGCCUUCCUGGCCCUGCAGGCCGCACUGCCCGCCGUGCCUCCCGACACCAAGCUCUCCAAGCUGGAUGUACUCGUGCUGGCCACCAGCUACAUCGCCCACCUCACACGCACGCUCGGGCAUGAGUUGCCCGGCCCCGCCUGGCCACCCUUCCUGCGUGGACUUCGCUACUUGCACCCUCUCAAGAAGUGGCCCAUGCGAUCACGUCUCUACGCUGGAGGCCUGGCAUAUUCAAGCCUUGACUCCACCUCCACCAUCACUUCCAGCCACAGAACGAAGGACACAGAGGUGGCAUCCCAAGACUCUGAAGAGGCAGACACCAGCCUUUCCACCAAGCCGCUGUCGCCAGCUCUUGGUGACAAAUGA